This is a messenger RNA of Cuscuta campestris, 2707 nucleotides long. NCBI's taxonomy places the organism in Eukaryota, Viridiplantae, Streptophyta, Magnoliopsida, Solanales, Convolvulaceae. The record is from the annotation of a GenBank genome assembly.
GUCCAAGGAGCAACCAUGAACAUCACCAAAUGAACCACUAAUUUUGACCCCAAUAAGGUAACCUCUAUCAUUCCUGUUUGGAUUUCUAUUGCAAACCUGCCCGUUCACCUUCAUGAUCAUAAAGCACUAAUGGCUAUUGCAAAUAUCUUUGGAAAAACUAUUAAACUGGACUCAACUACAGAAAACUUCAGCAGGACUUCAGUGGCCAGAUUCUGUGUUGAAAUGAACCUUUCCAGCCUCCCUCAGAAUUCCUUCUAUGUUAAAAAUGGAGAUACUCCCUUACUUCUGCAAGCAGAAUUCGAAAACCUCCAUGAUUUCUGUAAAAUCUGCAAAGGGAUUAACAGACACUCAGCUUCCUGCAAGCACUUCUCUCCUCCAAUGGCUAAGAUUCCCAUGCCAAACAGCAACCAAACAUCCUCUCCCAGCCAACAAUCCCAUCACAGUGAUACUUCCUCUAAAAAGUUACAAACCAAUCCCUCCAAGCAGCUACCACCCAAAAAGCCCACUGUCCCCACCCCCUCCACUAAACCACAGGCCAACAGGCCUGUCAGUACCAACAACAACAACCGGACAAAUACCACCUCAACACCUAAUUCUACAGCCCUCUCAGUGCCUACUUCUCAUGUGCCUUCUUCUGAUAACCUGAGCCCAAUCCCAGUGUCUACUUCUCACACCCAGAGCCCAAUACAUGAACCCUCCAACCAAACAAGUAAUCACAAUCAACCCACCCCUCCCUCUGUCCCACCUUUUGCCCAGUCUCCCACCCCCAUCCAGAUCCCAGCUCAACCCCCCUCUAAUCAGUCCCUUUCUCUCAUCCCUAAUCCUCUUCCCAACACCCCACCCUCUCUCCCGGCUGAUCAGGAACUAUUCGAGAACAACUUUCAAGAGGAGAUUUUUAAUAACCUUUUCCCCAUCUUUGCACAAGACUCCUUGAUACUGGAAUCCUCUUCCUCAUACACUCAGCUGGGCCACCUCCUUUUCACAAGCAAAGCCCUGCAAACAAAACUUCAUAUUUCAACCAUUUAUGACAACUGGGAACCCUACAGGGGAGGGGGAAUGAGAGGCUUAAUGGACAAGCUGGUGAAUUUGAGGAAAGUCAUUCAAGCCUGGAACAAAAGUACCUUUGGGAACAUCCUCAAGAACAGAACUAAGAUGGAGGAUAUACUGAAACUAGCUGAAGAAGCCUACAAUGACAACCCAACUCAUGACAGCAACACCAGGAUGCAACAAGCCAGAUCAGAUCUUAAUAAUUGCCUUGCCAUAGAAUAUUCCUACUGGAAGCAAAAAUCCAAUCUGAAAUGGGUAAAGGAGGGGGACCUAAACACCAAGUUUUUCCAAGCCUUUGUCAAAAACAAAAGGAACUUUCAAAGGAUUCAAAAAAUCAAGAACACUGAUAACAAUUGGCUUACUGAGUGGGAUGACAUUGCUUCAGAGGCCACCUCUUUUUCCAAUACCCUCUUCAGACAUGAGGAAGCUGACUUAUGCCCAGAAAUCCUGGACAAUAUUCCCCUCACCCUGAACCAUAAUGACAACCUCUUCCUUUGCAGCCUCCCCACCAUGGAAGAGGUUAAAACUGCAAUCUGGGACCUCUGCCCAGACAGCUCUCCAGGACCUGAUGGUUUCAUUGGCCAUUUUUUCAGGGAGAAGAAGACCAAGAAGCUUUUUUCAGAAAUAAGCAAAUUACUUUCAAAGAAGCUUACCUUGCAAUCCAACCUGAGGAAGAGGAAGCAGAACCUGACCAAGAAGCAAAUUCCAAAAAUCUCCUUCUUCCAGUGGCGCCUUCACCAGAAACUGCUACCUUUCCCUGCACACUUGAGGAAAUUUGGAAUCACUUCAUUGCCUUCCAUAUGCCAUCUCUGCAAAAGGGAUAGUGCUACGACACGCCUAUCACAAGCAACACACGGUGUGAGAGCCUACCUCCACAAAUGGUGGACAGAAUACCACAACCAAACUCUAGAAGGAUGGCUCAAAGGUAUCAUACCUGGAAUCAUCUCCCACCAAAUUUGGAAGGAAAGAAACCGGCGCAUCCAUGAAAACAGCAGCAAAGAGUCAGGGAGACUACUUCAAGACUGUAUUGCACAAGUACAGGAGUGGGUUCUUGGAAGGGCUCCUUCAAAGCUUAAGUACUUCGACGCCUGGAGACUUCCUCCUGAACUUAUGCUCUCGCAGCAAAGGAACCCCUCCCUUAGAGUCCAUAGGUGGACCAACACCUCGGACAACGGAUUACACCUCUCCACAGAUGUUGCAAUCAAUCAAAAUUACGGGGUGGCUAGUGCAGUUUUACGCAGAGGAAAUGGCACUUUCAUUGCAGCAGGAACAUGGAAGAUUGAAGAAACAUCUGCCUUACAAGGUGAGGCAAAAGCUUUAGCCAUUGGCAUACAAUGGGCUGCACAUUUUGGAAGAUAUAUUUGGGCCAACACUGACUGCAAAAGUCUAGCCAAGUCAAUCUCCAGCCGCAAAAACCCGGGAGUCAACCAUGAACUUUGGACAACUCUCCUCCAUGCUUUCUCACAUUCGGGUCAAAAGAUCUCCUACAUACCUCGAGAGGGAAAUAUGGGAGCCCAUCAUUUGGCCAAAUGGGCCAUCCAACAUAAUCUUUUUACUCCUUGUAUUUCUUUUCUCAUUGCUCCCCCACAUGUUCAGGGAGCAAUCACAGCUGAUGUAAUGCUUCCUUUCUUUCGCUAAUCAAUAAAAAGCUAGCUUCAUU